AUAUUAAGGAACCUUUUGGCUUCAUAGAAAUACAAAAUUAAAAGUAGAUGUGCCAAUAUUCUUAGUUUCGUGUAGUAAAGUUUUGAAGGUUGAACUUUAGCUGAUGCAUUCCUGCUAUACUUGUAGGUGCAUAGUUUUGUAUUCAUCAUGAGUGAAGAGAUGAAGAGACUUAUUGCUUAUGUGGAAGAUCUCUACGAGGAUACAAACUCAUGCAACAUGGUCAAGGUACAAUGGUUCGACAAAGUUGAUGAGUCCUGAGUGUCCAGCACUACGAGAAGUUCAAGGGUGAUACCAGAUACAACUUGUGGCAACCUUAUUUUUGCUGUCGGCAGAUUGAUAAUGGUGACAUCAAACCUUUUGAUGUCACACAGUUGCAAGGCUACUAGAGCCAGGAAGUACUUAGGACCAUGUUCAAUGCAACUUCCUCUCUGAAGGUGCGUUUCAAGGUCCCUAAAUCCAGACCCAGUUCAGAUGGAGGGCUGAAGAGGAAGCGUGAUGCAUUCAACGAUGAUGCUAAUCCACAGAAGUUCAUUCCUUCUGGUGCUUCUACUUCUAGGUUUUAUGGUGAGAACAUCCAACAAUUGUGUCCUGGUUGCCAUGUGGAAGUACUCUCUCAAGAUAGUGGUAUAAGGGGAUGUUGGUUUAGAUGUUUGAUUCUGAAGAGGCAUAAAGAUAAAAUCAAGGUGCGCUACCUAGAACUUCAGGAUGCUGAUGAGACUGGAAACUUGGAGGAGUGGGUUAUGCUAACACGAGUUGCCAAACCUGAUCAACUGGGUGUACAUUUCCUUGGAAGGCCAAUGGUUCGUCCACAGCGCGUGGAACAAAGCAAGGCCUCAUGCUUUGAUGUUGGAGCCAUUGUUGAUGCGUGGUGGCAUGGUGGCUGGUGGGAGGGAAUCGUGCUGUGCCAGGUGGGCAGCGGGCGUCUACAAGUUUAUUUUCCAGGAGAAAACCGAACAGCUGAAUUUGGUGAAGAUGAGCUGAGGUGUUCCCUUGAGUGGGUUGGUAACAAAUGGAAUCCUUUGAAGGGAAGAAAAGAUGUCACAAGCAAGCUGACCUCCACUGCAGAUUGUGGAAGUGAAUGUUUGAUUGGGAAACAAGAUCCAAUGAAUUUUUAUGUGCCUAAAAAUUCAGAACCUCAACUAGAGAGACAUCAAUAUGACAAGGGGGGUAUUGAGAAAUCUUCAGUCAGCAUAAUUUCACGAGAUCAGAAACAUGUCCUUGCCGACCUGACUAAUGAUUUGAAGUUAGAUAACUUGAGGUGGAGGCAAAGAAAGCAGUCGGACACAAGCAGUGGAAGCAGCAGCGGGGACAUGGACUUGUUCAGCCCCAGCCCCAGUGGAAGCUUUGGUCAGCAUAAUUUAGUGCCUGACGAGGAGACAUGCAAGAAAAGUGGAGAGCAGACUUUUAUGGGUGUGCCUGUGCAGGUUCCCAAUCUUGUGAUGUCCAGGUGA
Messenger RNA from Zea mays, 1451 nucleotides. RefSeq lists its product as uncharacterized. The transcript has 4 exons. Lineage: Eukaryota; Viridiplantae; Streptophyta; Magnoliopsida; Poales; Poaceae. The coding region runs from base 408 to 1451 and encodes 347 amino acids. The record is from RefSeq and is a predicted model, not a curated record.